UGAUCACCAAGACAGAGCCCAGAGUCUCAGACCCCAAUCCAGCACAGAGGAGAGAGGUUAAUAGCACACUACCUGGAGGGCAUCAAACAUUAUCCUACAGAGACCUGAUACAAGUGACUUGCCAAAUUGACAUGGGCCUGGUUAACACAGUCAGUAGGUGCCACAGAUGGACGUCUUCUAAUGGACCUGAGCACAGAAUCUCUAAGAGAGUCAUCAUGCAUUUAAGUGUGGACACAUGGGUCACUACUCUUCUCUGUUGUACUCUCUACAUUGUGGCUUGUGUGAGUCGUGUAUCUGGAUUCACUUAUGGGGUCUGUGAGUUACAUGACCCAGAGCAGUUCGGAGGACGUACCAAAUUCUUCUGCUACGAAAAAGGUCUUUAUUAUGUGCCAAAAAACCUUCCACUUGACGUAACUGAUAUAGACAUUUCUCACAAUAAAAUAAAAGAAAUCAAGAGUGGCGACUUCCAAAAUCUUACAUAUUUGGAAACCUUAAACAUUUCCUACAACUUAAUCUCUUAUCUUGAGAAAGGAGCUUUCAGAGACUUGAUUUCCUUAACAGAAUUGCGCCUGAGCAGUAACCGUUUGACCAGAAUCACAAAAGAAUUCUUCCUUGGCUUGACCAAACUAAAAGUGCUCCUCCUCGACAAGAACAACAUUUCAACCAUUGAAAAUUCAUCAUUUUCUAUUUUCCACCAUCUAGAGUGUGUGAAGCUGUCUAACAAUAUGUUAAGAGAGAUGACAUCGAUGCAACCCAUCUUCAGAGUUCAAACUCUGACCGAAAUACAUAUUCCUUACAACAACAUCUCAAUUUUUCAGUCGACUGAUAUUUCAAAUUCAUCCCUCAGACUUCAAAUACUGAAUUUAGCUCACAAUCCUCUGAACAUUUUCAGGAUGAAUGAAGAUAUUUUCCCCUAUCUUAAUGCAGUUGAUCUAUCCUACUGUUUUACAAAUAGAAGUUUAAAAUGGGAAGUGCUGAAUAGGCCUACACGUUUCUUUAGGAAUGUUAAGAGACUUGAUAUGGCUGGUGUCGAUGUCUCAUUUGAGCGAUUCAACAUGAUACUGCAAACAUUUAAUAAUUCACUGACCGAGUUAACAUUGAGCGCUGUGCCUCUUGCAAAAUCCCUUAUAGGUUCAACUUGUCAUAUUCCAACACUUACAACACUUACUCUGAGGGAUAACAAAAUCAACAUCUUAAAAGGCACCGGGCUGGAGAAAUGUUUUCAAAUUAAGACUAUAGACCUAUACUAUAAUAGUCUAGCCGAUCUGGAAGAUGUCUUUGCAUCACUAAAGAAUCUUACUUCUUUACAACUAGGUUAUAACAAAUUUACAAAUCUUCCAAGUAUGUUACAUAAUCUAUCUUCACUGGAAAGCUUAAAUGUUGUAUUCAAUCGAAUUGAAAGAUUGGAUUGUUCAACCUUUAAAACUCUUCACAAACUGAAAACUCUCAGUUUGUAUGGAAACAGCAUUAAUGUGGUGAAAGACUGUGUAUUCCAAGACCUGAUCAAUCUAAAAGAACUGUACUUAGGAUCAAAUUGUAUUAAAUAUUUGAGAGGAGCUUUCAAAUAUGGUCCUGCAAAAUUGGAACAUCUAGAACUAAGCUCAAACUCAUUAGCCUCGCUUAAUACUGAUGACUUCAGAGGCUUAAAAUCCCUGAAGAAUUUGGUUUUAAAUGACAAUAAAAUUAAUUUAAUUGAUAACAAGGCUUUCGACAAAUUAAGUAGCUUGAAAGUGCUGAACUUGGAGUUUAACAAGAUAACAGAUGAAUCGCUCAGACCUUCUGUAUUUUCAGGACUGUCAAAGCUAUCAGAACUGUAUUUACAGAAUAAUCACAUAUUACAAGCUAAAAAAUUGCAUAAUCCUCCUUUUAAUAAUUUAAAAUCCCUUCAAGUGCUUUCAAUUUUAUCUCAGCGUCAUCAUAAGACACAGUCUUCCUUGCCUUAUAAUUUUCUACAAAAUUUGACAAAUUUGAGAGGUUUUUGGGCCCAAAAUGUUGGACUUAAAUAUUUGCCUCAUGAUGUAUUCAAAGAUAACACGCGGCUCACUGAAUUAGGCCUGAGUGGAAAUGACCUCACUAUUCUUUCACCUGAUAUAUUCCUGCCUCUGCAAAAACUCUAUAGGCUCUAUCUAAGCGAGACUCACCUGAAAACUUUAGAUUUUAUUAUACAAGCGAAUCUACAUCAUCUCUAUUAUUUGCAGGUCAGCAAUAACCAAAUUUCAUCAAUCAAUGACACAAUCAUCACAUCCCUUCCUGGGUUAAGGCUACUUGAUAUGAAAGGAAACACCUUCACCUGCGACUGUAGCAAUGCUUGGUUCAUAAAAUGGGUGGAGGAAGGAAACUUCACACAAGUACUUGCGGCUAAUACAUUCGAAUGUAACAGUCCUCCCGAUUUGAAGCAAACUAAAUUUCUGAGUGUAGAUGUACAUUCUUGUUCAGUAAACAUUGAGUUUUAUUGUUACAUAUCCAGCACUUGUCUUGUACUCCUGACCAUGAUCAUCUCUCUCAUGUAUAACUUCCUACGCUGGCAAAUAGUUUAUGGCUAUCAUCUCUUCUUGGCAUUUCUCUAUGAUAAUAAGAAGAACAGGUCUCACAAGCCAUUAGGUUUCCAGUAUGAUGCUUUUGUUUCCUACAACAAACAUGAUGAACUUUGGGUCACCAGUGAGUUGCUCCCCAAACUAGAGGGAGAACAGGGAUGGAAAUUAUGUCUGCACCACCGGGACUUCCAACCAGGGAAACCCAUCGUGGACAACAUCGUGGACGGCAUCUACAGCAGCCGCAAGACUAUCUGCAUCCUCAGCCAGCACUACCUGGAGAGUGAGUGGUGUUCCAGGGAAGUGCAGGUGGCCAGCUUCCGUUUGUUCGAUGAGAAAAAGGACGUUCUGAUCCUGGUGUUCCUGGAGGACAUUCCAGUCUACCGGCUGUCUCCGUACUACAGGAUGAGGGGCCUGGUGAAGAAACACACGUACCUCAGCUGGCCCAAAGCGGGACAGGACACUCGGAUCUUCUGGGAGAAACUAAGAGUUGCCCUUGGUACCAGAAGGGGUUCUGAGGAGGAGAAUACCCUCAGUGAUGUGCAGAAUUUCCUUUAAUCCUUAGCCAGUUAUGCUUUCAAACAUUCUGUGAAGAGAUUAUGCCAUAUGCCCAUGCUCAAGUUAGAGUUAGCCACACAAAUUUUUUGACAUUUUUGACAUUUAUAUCAUCAGUGUCCGUGAACUAACUGAAAGCAUUAGGAUUCGUUGGAAUUGGAAUAUUUUGUGAACUCGUUGGACUGAAGGGUUUCAUUUUCUAUUCAUUGAACAUUUAGUAUUAAUAUUAGCAUUAUCUGAUCGCUCAGUUUCUAAAGCUUGACACCAUAUUGAGUGGCAUAGCCUGUUUAUUAAGAGUGAGGGAUUAUCCGAUUAAUUACUUUGCUUGAAAGAAAUCUUGUUUCAUUGCAUUUUAUUAUUAUUUUAGUGAUUUUUACCAUUGCGAUAGUAAAAUAAAUCAACGCUUAUUUUCUACUU
Messenger RNA from Sardina pilchardus (European sardine), 3503 nucleotides. Its product is annotated as toll-like receptor 13. The transcript has 2 exons. Gene Ontology annotation, biological process: immune response; inflammatory response; toll-like receptor signaling pathway. The coding region runs from base 132 to 3089 and encodes 985 amino acids. Gene Ontology annotation, cellular component: plasma membrane. Gene Ontology annotation, molecular function: protein binding; transmembrane signaling receptor activity. Lineage: Eukaryota; Metazoa; Chordata; Actinopteri; Clupeiformes; Clupeidae. The record is from RefSeq and is a predicted model, not a curated record.